Messenger RNA from Haemonchus placei, 327 nucleotides. The record is from the annotation of a GenBank genome assembly. Lineage: Eukaryota; Metazoa; Nematoda; Chromadorea; Rhabditida; Trichostrongylidae.
AUGCCUCCAGGCGGGUAUCCGCCACCAAACCAGGGUCAGCUUCAUCAGCAACAACCUGGAAUGGGUUACUAUGGUCAACCGGGUCCUGGUCAGCCACAGCAACCAUCAAUGGCAAUGCAGAGUCAGCAGAUGAUGAUGGGCGGUGGUUCGUCAGCUAUGUCAAUGGGUUAUCAGGGCGGUGUACCGCAAAUGAUGCAACAGCAGCCCGUUCAACCGAAUCCUCCUGCGUCCAUGAUGCAACAAGCAAUGUUUGGAGCUCAAGGAGCUCUUUCCAAAAAUGUUAAGGCAAUUCUGACCACGGUUGUGUCGGAUCAGCAAGGGUUCUAG